GGAUGCAGAGAUAAAGGUCUGCAUAUGAGAAGGUGUUUAGUAUUGAUCCAGUAUCUGGUGGUAGGUUGUAAACUCGCGCUGUGGACCUGCAUGGUGGACUCUCUUAUCUUCUCUGACGGGAAUAGUAUCUCUGUAACAACAUGCCUAAAAGGAAGUCUGCCGAAGGGGCCAAUGCCAAGGAUUCCUCUAAAGUCGCUAAGCAGGAGGUCGCUAAGCAGGAGGUCGCUAAGCAGGAGCCCACCAGACGGUCAGAGAGGUUGUCAUCGAAACCAGCUCCUCCCAAACCUGAUGCGGUCAAACCUAUGAAGGCUAUCGCCAAGAAGCCGGUGGACAAGGUGUACGACAAGGCCAUGAAGGGAAAGAAAGGCGGAGCUAAGGUGAAGAGGGAGGAUGGCCCCUCCCAUAAAGGACAGACCAUGACGGAGGAGAUCUGUGUGUCUCGCUCCAGUGUCCGUAUGACCUACCACAGAAGUCUUGCUCCCGGCUCCAUGUCUGUCAGAGGACAGAGUGAGACGGUCCGAGUCAACGGAGACUGAGGCUGUGGGGGCGGGGUCUGACGAGGAGAAGGAAUGAGGAAAUUGGGGGGGGGGUGUCUUUCUCUUACUUCUCCCAAACCGGUACCAUGGAAAUGAAGAAAGGAUCAUUUUUACAAGGAUUUUGUAAAAUCUUGCUUUUUAUGGGUCCUGUGAUAUUAGCGAAGAUAAACCAACACCCCACGUUGACACCUCCUCUCUCUCUCUCUUUUCCAAUCCUUUCUUCCCUCUCUUCCAUUUUGUUGUUUUACCCCUCUCCUUCCUGCUCUUUCCCUCUCUUUCCCUCUCUUUCCCCCCUUCCUUUUCUUGAAAGACAGAGUGGAAGGAGCCUCACGGGGUCACCAUGAUAAUGCCUCUCACAUCCUUUCUAAAUGAUGAUGUCAUAUCCUCUCUACUGUGAUGGCGCUUUUUGAUGACAUCACUGUAAAUUUAAGUUGAUCUCCCUAGAACAUCAGAGACCCAGGGGUCAAACUUGGCUCCUAUGACAUCACAGGUCACCUUUGACCCUGACCUGAGGCGUUGCCAUGGAGAAUAUUUGCGGCUUUUUAAGCAGAUUUUGAAAAAGUGUUGAGAAUCGUCACUGCUGUGUUUGAAACUCUGCUGUUUUAGUGUGUGUGUGUGUUUUAACCCCUGGUUGUCUGGCAGAGCAAUAACAAGCUGUGUUUCCGUUCUAGAACUCUGUGGCUUCCAGAACCUCUCUGGGUUCCACCCUGCCUGGGGGAAAACAUUAUUUUGAAAUAAAAACAGAACGUUGA
This is a messenger RNA of Coregonus clupeaformis (lake whitefish), 1288 nucleotides long. Its product is annotated as high mobility group nucleosome-binding domain-containing protein 3. Gene Ontology annotation, biological process: chromatin organization. Gene Ontology annotation, molecular function: nucleosomal DNA binding. Gene Ontology annotation, cellular component: nucleus; chromatin. The transcript has 7 exons. The record is from RefSeq and is a predicted model, not a curated record. NCBI's taxonomy places the organism in Eukaryota, Metazoa, Chordata, Actinopteri, Salmoniformes, Salmonidae. Bases 141 to 536 code for a protein of 131 amino acids.